Leptonychotes weddellii (Weddell seal) is the source of this 1184-nucleotide messenger RNA. The record is from RefSeq and is a predicted model, not a curated record. NCBI's taxonomy places the organism in Eukaryota, Metazoa, Chordata, Mammalia, Carnivora, Phocidae.
AUGAGUGUAUGUAUAUUUACAUGUAUAUUUUGUGUUUGUGUUCGUUACUCUAUUUCAGUUACCGUUGGACCUCCUGAGAACGUCUGGGUGACCCCGGGAGAAGGCUCCCUGAUCAUCAGAUUCUCCUCUCCCUUCGACAUCCCUGCCUCCCUGGCCACUUUUGUGUACUAUGUCCAUUACUGGGAAAAGGCAGGAAUCCAAAAGGUUAAAGGUCCCUUCAGGAGCAACUCCGUUGUGCUGAAUGACUUGAAACCCUUAAGAGAAUACUGUUUACAAGUGAAGGCGCAUCUGGUUUGGACAUACUACAACAACAUCUCUAGACCCGGACAUUUAAGCAACAUAUCUUGCUACGAAACAACAAUGGAUGCCACUACCAAGCUUCAACAAGUCAUUAUCAUUGCCGUGGGUAUCUUUCUGUUGCUGUCGGCGCUGGCGGGGGCCUGUUUCUUCCUGGUCCUGAAAUACAAAGGCCUGAUAAAAUACUGGUUUCACUCUCCGCCAAGCAUCCCGUCACAAAUCGAAGAGUAUUUAAAGGACCCGAGCCAGCCUAUCUUAGAGGCCCUGGACAAGGACACGUCGCCAACGGAUGAUGCCUGGGACUCUGUGUCCAUCGUUUCGCUUCCAGAUAAGGAGCAAGAAGACGUUCCCCAAAGCACUUUGACCCAAGACUCUGGUCCGGUCUGCCAGCCUGUGGGACAAGAGCUCUGAGCCAAGGAGGCUGCUGAUGGCCCUGGCAGGACUCUCUGGAGCCCAGUAUUCUGUAUUCCUGUCCCCAAAAGGCCCGUCAGUGCCUGGGAAGACGUAACGGGUCUCAUGGGGGCAACAAGCCUCAUUUUUUUUAAGAGUUUUCUAAUCAUACACGUUUCCAGAAUGAUUCUACAGAGAUAGCCCCGAAAGAUUAAGAUUUCUCUUAAACACUAAAAAGACAUGUAAUUAUUUGUUAGCAAAGCAGCUCUGGCAUGCCUCUGAUGCUUUGUUAGUCGGCAGCCAGGACACGGGGUCCCCUCCUUGAUGCAGCCCCGCGGGCAGAUCACGUCACCUGUCCCUGCCUGUCCCAAGAAGGGACAUUAAGUGGCCCUUCUUCAUAUCCAGUCACCCGACUUAAAAUGUGAUUCUUCCUGUAAAUAGUUUCCUAGUGAUUUAAGCCUUUUUUUUUUAAGCUAGUAAUAAAAGACUGUAAUUAA